This is a messenger RNA of Prosopis cineraria, 3083 nucleotides long. Its product is annotated as zinc finger BED domain-containing protein RICESLEEPER 1-like. Bases 1 to 2352 code for a protein of 783 amino acids. The record is from RefSeq and is a predicted model, not a curated record. NCBI's taxonomy places the organism in Eukaryota, Viridiplantae, Streptophyta, Magnoliopsida, Fabales, Fabaceae. Gene Ontology annotation, molecular function: DNA binding; protein dimerization activity. The transcript has 4 exons.
AUGAAGAAGCUGAGCAGGUUUCUGGCUUUUUCUGGUGAUGAUCAGUGGAUUAGGAAGAUUCAGAAGGAGAAGAUGGUGAUAACAAUGAAAUUGCCUUAUGAGUUAUUUGUGUGUAUAUGGUUUGUUUUCAUGAAGCAUCAUCUCGAGGGUGUUUCGGUAAUUUCAUAUUCCCUGGUCGCUCAUUGCACAUUGCGCGCCUUCUUCUCGCAAGGAUGCUCUUGCUCGAUAUUCCAAUUAGCUCCUCAUCAUCUCGCUAUCGCUGUAUCUCUUCCACUCUCUGAUGCGCUUCUGAACCCUAAUUCGGAGCCUCCGUUAAUCCGCAACAUACGCAUUGGUUUCGCCUCUUCAAUCUCUGUUCAUGCCAUGGACAUGUCGGAUGCUGUGAUUGUCAAAUCUAGCAGGCUGAAGUCUGUUGUAUGGAAUGAUUUUGAUCGGAUUAAAAAAGGUGACACCUAUCUUGCUGUUUGUAGGCAUUGUAAAAAGAAACUGAGUGGUUCAAGUACGAGUGGAACAUCACAUUUGAGGAACCAUUUAAUUAGAUGUCAACGAAGAGCUAACCAUGGCAUGGCCCAAUACAUUACAGCUAGGGAAAAGAGAAAGGAAGGAUCUCUUGCAGUUGCAAAUUUCAAUUUAGAUCAAGAUCAGAAGAAAGAUGAUGCCCUUAGCCUUGUGAACAUUAAAUAUGAGCAUGACCAAUUGAAAGAUGACACUGUCACUGCUGGAAGCAGUAACAUAGAUCAAAGACGGAGUCAAUUAGAUCUUGCACGCAUGAUUAUUCUUCAUGGUUACCCAUUGAGUAUGGUUGAGCAUGUCGGUUUCAAAAUGUUUGUAAAGAAUCUACAGCCAAUGUUUGAGCUGGUGACUUUGAAUAUGGUUGAGGCUGACUGUAUUGAGAUCUAUGAGAAAGAGAAACAAAAGAUGACUGAGAUAUUGGAUAGAUUGCCUGGUAAAAUCAGCCUUAGUGCUGAUGUGUGGACUGCUAUUGGUGUUUCUGAGUAUCUGUGUUUAACGGCAAAUUACAUUGAUGAAUCAUGGCAGUUAAGGAGGAGGAUUUUAAAUUUUAUCAUGAUGGAUCGUUCCCACACUGAAGACAUGCUUUCCGAAGCUAUCAUGACUUGUCUGAUGGAAUGGGAUAUUGAUCGAAAGUUAUUUUCCAUGACGAUGGAUUGUUGCUCCACCAGUGAUAACAUUGCUAUCAGAAUUCGUGAGCGACUUUCACAAAACAGGUUCCUUUAUUGUAACGGGCAAUUGUUUGAUAUACACUGUGCUGUAAAUGUUAUACACGUCAUGGUUCAGGAUGCUUUGGGUGCAGCGAGUGAAAUAAUCAAUAAAAUUCGAGAAAGUAUACUUUAUAUCAAAAGUUCACAAACUGUUCAAGCAAAGUUCAAUGAGAUGGCCAAAGAAGUUGGGAUUCAGAGUCAGAAGUGCUUGUUCCUAGAUAAUCCACUACAAUGGAAUUCCACUUAUUCAAUGCUGGAAGUUUUCUUAGAAUUCAGGGACGUUUUUACUCUUAUGCAAGAAAAUGAUUCUGCCCACAGAAUUUGUCUGUCUGAUGUUGAGUGGGAGAGAGCAACUGCAAUUACAAGCUAUUUAAAGCUUUUUGUAGAGGUUACGAAUGUUUUCACAAGGAGCAAGUAUCCAACUGCAAAUAUAUAUUUCCCUGAGCUCUGUGACAUUAAGUUGCAAUUAAUUGAAUGGUGCAAGAAUUCAGAUGAAUUUAUCAGUUCUAUUGCAUCAAGGAUGAGAAGCAAGUUUGAUGGAUAUUGGGGGAAAUGUAGCCUAGUAUUGGCAGUUGCAGCCAUGUUAGAUCCUAGAUUUAAGAUGAAAUUGGUAGAGUAUUACUAUCCACAGAUCUAUGGGAGCACUUCUGCUGGUCGCAUUGAUGAGGUAUUUGAGGGUGUGAAGGCUCUGUAUAAUGAACAUUCAAUCUGUUCCCCAUUAGCUUCUCCUGAUCAGGGUUUGGCAUGGCAAGUUGGUAGUGGUCCACUUUGCCUACCAGGUCCUGCAAAGGACUCCAGGGAUAGAUUGAUGGGAUUUGACAAAUUUCUUCAUGAAACUUCUCAAAGUGAGGGUGUGAAAUCGGAUCUAGACAAGUAUUUAGAAGAACCUCUCUUUCCGCGUAAUGUUGAUUUCAAUAUAUUAAACUGGUGGAAAGUUCACACUCCUAGGUAUCCUGUCUUAUCUAUGAUGGCACGAAAUGUAUUAGGCAUUCCAAUGUCAAAAGUUCCACUGGAAUUGGCAUUCAAUAAUCGAGGAAGGGUGCUUGAUCGUGAUUGGAGUUUACUUAAUCCUGCUACUGUGCAAGCUUUGGUGUGUUCACAAGACUGGAUUCAGAAUGAACUGGAAAGUUGAGCAAUGCUUUUCCGUUGCUUUCUAACUCCAUGUCAAUUUUCUCAAGUACCCGCUUGCUUAAAUAACUGCUAUUUAUGCGCCAAUGAGACAAGAGACACUGAGCUUAUGGCUCACAUGCCAGGGGUCUCGGUCUUCAUGACUGAGGUGAGAUUGAUGUCAAGUGUUCGAUUCUUGUCCUUAAUCUUCUUCUUCGUUGCUCUCAGGCCUUGAGGCCUCCUCUGUCAAAUUAGGAAUACCAAGAAAAAAGGAAUAUAUAUAUAUAUAUAUAUAUAUAUAGAAAAACUGCUAAAUAUGACGGAUCUAGAUUCCCAGGUAUUUAAUUUUGGUGUUUGGUCUAAUUGAGGUAUCAGGAAAACAAGUUACAAAUUUGGCAGCCGCUUUUGAGGAACUAGCUAGUGUUCAUGUGUGGCAUGUAGUGAUAGCUUAUGAGUAAUUAGACACAUCUUCUGUGUAUUGCAUGGAGUUUGAAGUAAGUCGCACUGUACUUGAUUUGUGAAUAGUGCGGCUUUGCUAUAGAUUUUUAAAUUCCAUAUUGAUGAUAUUGAAAUAUGAUAAUCUCUGGAGCAGUCACAUGAAGUUGCAUAGGCCGUAGAUAGAUGAGGAAGUAGUAAUAUAGUUCUGACCGUCUUAGAAGGAAAUAGUGUGUAGUGUUGCUUGAAAUUUCAAUGACAGAGAGAUUGUUGUAUGUACAAUUUUUGUUUGUGAGGAAAUUAUCUCUUGAAAAAAUUUAA